This is a messenger RNA of Carya illinoinensis, 1064 nucleotides long. RefSeq lists its product as uncharacterized. The transcript has 2 exons. Lineage: Eukaryota; Viridiplantae; Streptophyta; Magnoliopsida; Fagales; Juglandaceae. The record is from RefSeq and is a predicted model, not a curated record. Bases 171 to 839 code for a protein of 222 amino acids.
GUUGUACAAACUCAUGUCCCGUGAAAAUAAAAGAAUUAAAAUUAUGAGAAUAAAAGGAAAGUAAACAGCAACGAAGUGCUUCAAUUCUAUAAAAAGUUUCAAGAAACCACACCUAAAUAACCCCCCUGCAUCCCUUCCACCUCAACUUUGGGCUCAGACAACUGCAAGAAAUGGAGGUUCAAUGCAGUCUUCUUGGCUGGGAAUUGUGCCACCACGAAGAGGGAGUGGAAGAGUUGAGACGUUCUCUCUUGUACACAACCUUCGAGUUAGAGACAACACUUGUAGCUGCUAAGGAGGAGAUCUCCAGAAGAGAACAUGAGCUGAUUAGUAUCAAAGAUCUGUUGAGCAGGACCAUCAAAGAGAGGGAUGAAGCACAGGCAAGAUGCCAGAAACUAACUUUGGAGAAACUCAUGCUCCAACAACAACUAAAGCAGCAGCAAGUACUAGAGCAGCAAGUCGCUGCUUUAAACAAUGAAGAUGAAUCAAAAGGCACCGACUCUGGCAAGCAUUCUGCCUCUUCCGACUCCCACGGCAGCAUGAUUUCCUCUCCGGACUCGGACCCAGGUUUACAACCACUGCCAGAAGCCGCCAUGCAGUUAAUAGCCGGGAAGCCACUGCCAGAAAAAGGGAAGCUCCUGCAGGCAGUGAUGGAAGCUGGACCACUCUUGCAUACCCUCCUCCUAGCCGGACCGCUCCCCCAGUGGCAGCACCCACCUCCCCAAAUCAACUCCAUUGAGAUUCCACCAGUGGCAAUUUCUUCCCCUUCACCACGUCUUGUACACCAAGACUCUGGAAUUAGUUUCAAUGGGUGUUUUAAUAACAAGUCUAAUGCUCUGUGAUAGCUCUGUUUCUUCCCCCAAGGGCCAAGUAUUGAGAGGUUGCCCUCCGUUGACCAACACCUAGCUAGCGUUUUCUCCUAGUUUUCUAGUAUGCCCAUCUUUUUCAUACUAUUAAAAGAUGAAAAGGUCAUUAGCAUGAAAUGGAUGGCGAUUAUUAUGCAUUUACUUUCCAAAAUCUGUACACAGCUUUAUCUUAGAAAUGAAAAUCCUCUAACUUAUCAAGCA